AUGCAAAUAGUAACUUCCAUCGUCCUCCAAGCGCUGCUGCUAGCUUUAGCGUUGUGUGUUACGAUCCUACGGUUUUGGCUCCGAUCCUCUGUAGAACGUCGUAAGUUGACGUUCGCGGACUAUCUCGUAUGGGGCGGUUGGUUCUGCGCAUUAGGAUGGGUGAUUUGCUCUUCGAAAGCGCUCGUCAUCUUGAUCGAUCAUCCACUGGACGAGGAGACCAGGAGUGAUUCCAUCGAUUACCUCAAGACCGUCUUUGCGUCGUGUUUCUUCUUCGACACGGGGUUAUACUUCCCAAAAACUUCUCUCGUCGCCUUCUACUGGUGGUUAAUUCCACCGGGAUUUCCGCGCCUCCGGUUCUCUGUAUACGUCACUGCCGCGGCCAUAAUCUGUUGCUGGAUAGCAAGUUUGUUGACAAACUUUCUCAUUGCGCCUAAGAUCACAGACAAUUGGUCAAUUGAGAACCAGCUGCAAUCAACAUGGAAUACGUAUGCCAAUCUGGUUGUGAACUGGGUGCUCAACUUUGCGACCGACUUAAUGCUCUUCAUUAUCCCGUUCUUCAUCAUCAACUGUCUGAAACUCCGGAGACGACAGAAGAUAGGAUUGGUUGGUGUGUUCUCACUCGGCGUUAUUACCAUGGCCAUUAGUCUCGGGCGCUUCAUCGUGUACAACAUGGAUUACGACCUUCCCGACGCAGACGGAAAUCUCUGGUGCACGGCAGAAAUGUGCACGUCCAUCAUCGUUGUAUCCCUUCCAUUUUUGAAAUCACUCAUCAUCCGCCCCAACUCCCCAAGCGCGACGAACCGCAGCAACACGGGCUACAUACACGCCAGCGACCGUAAGACGGAUGAUAGUAGAGGACGUGGGCUCAAGGUUCACGCUCUGGGUGAUACAAUGGACGAUGAGAUGGAGCUUACAUUCCUGGACCGCAGGCCCAGUCCUGCCCUCACCGCCGCUACCGACGACACUAGAGGGCGGGAGGGGAAGGAUGUUGUAAUGGUCAAGACAGAAGUUACAGUCACCAGGAGUAUUGUAUGA
Messenger RNA from Pyrenophora tritici-repentis Pt-1C-BFP, 1035 nucleotides. Its product is annotated as TatC domain containing protein. The record is from RefSeq and is a predicted model, not a curated record. Lineage: Eukaryota; Fungi; Ascomycota; Dothideomycetes; Pleosporales; Pleosporaceae.